GAGGCUUGCGGCGGGCCUCUGCGGCGCCAACACGUCCGACCUAAGCUUUGGGGUGUCCGGGAACAUGACGAUCCUCUUACUUGUUUUGCUAGCUACAACAAGUCGACUCCGCCCAGAUGCAUCUCGAAGCCCUUUUCCCACUCCCAACCCUUCCAAUCCUUCCACACCUUUCCACUCUUUCACCCAGGCCGCACGGUUCCGCCGCAGGCGUGACAUCAUCUUGACGACCCUUGCACCUGCAUCCCCAAAGCCACCACACCAUUGCAUCCCACGGCAAUGCAGCGCCAGCCGCAACUGCAGUAAUCUUUAAUACACCACCGCCACCAUGUUCGGCAAGCGACGACGGGCAGCGUCGAAUCCGCCCCAGCGAGCCCCGCCGCCCAG
This is a messenger RNA of Alternaria rosae, 384 nucleotides long. RefSeq lists its product as uncharacterized. Lineage: Eukaryota; Fungi; Ascomycota; Dothideomycetes; Pleosporales; Pleosporaceae. Bases 65 to 310 code for a protein of 81 amino acids. The record is from RefSeq and is a predicted model, not a curated record. The transcript has 3 exons.